Messenger RNA from Trametes versicolor FP-101664 SS1, 462 nucleotides. RefSeq lists its product as uncharacterized. The transcript has 2 exons. The coding region runs from base 1 to 462 and encodes 153 amino acids. NCBI's taxonomy places the organism in Eukaryota, Fungi, Basidiomycota, Agaricomycetes, Polyporales, Polyporaceae. The record is from RefSeq and is a predicted model, not a curated record.
AUGAAGUUCCUCGUCGUCCUUUCCGCGCUUGCUUCGCUCGCCGCUGCGCAGAUGGCAGUCAUUCGUGCUCCCCCCGCUCAAUCCACAUUCGCACCUGGCGAGCAGUUCAUUGUCGAUGUCGACCGACCCGAUACUCUUACGGGCUCGCAGGAGGUCUCUGUAGCCAUCGGACUCCUGAGCUGCGCCGGCCGGGCGCCGCCGGGGACGUGCGACGGCAUCGACUUUACUGAACAAAUUGGAACAGCCCUCUACGCCGGCCCAUACGCACCCCAGCUCCGGCCUGGAGGCUCCGACCUUUUUGAAAACUUCACGGUUACUGUUCCUGAGGGCUUCCCUUCAGGGGCGGCGGAAGUAGUUGUCGCCCACUUCUCCUUGGUCGGAGUGAGUCUAAACAGGUUUCCUGAUAUGAAGUGGCUGCUAAUUGUCAUUUUGUACGCAGGCUCUCAACUGGCCCACGCUUGA